Messenger RNA from Cydia fagiglandana, 1224 nucleotides. Its product is annotated as enoyl-CoA hydratase domain-containing protein 3, mitochondrial. Lineage: Eukaryota; Metazoa; Arthropoda; Insecta; Lepidoptera; Tortricidae. Gene Ontology annotation, cellular component: mitochondrion. The record is from RefSeq and is a predicted model, not a curated record. The transcript has 7 exons. Gene Ontology annotation, molecular function: hydro-lyase activity. The coding region runs from base 109 to 945 and encodes 278 amino acids.
AAUCAAGCGCAGGCGUAGAGGUUAGAUUUAGAUAAAAACUAUUUUUAGUUAUAAAAAUACUGUAACUAACCAGUUAUUUACAGUUGUAUUGCUACCUAAUUUAGAAUAAUGUUCGCCACAAUAGAGAGGAGUAUUGUAUCAUCUUGCCGGCUUCUUCACCGAAGUAUCCAUAGUCAAUAUCUAAUAACAAAUGAGGCUAAUGGUACAAGAGAAAUAACACUCAACCAUGAGAAAUCAAAAAAUUCUUUAUCUUUGGACAUGAUGAACCACCUCAUAGAAGCGAUCAAUUUAAAUAAGGAUGAUACCUCACUGAGGGCUAUUGUUUUGUCUGCCAAAGGCAACGUGUUCUCUGCUGGACACAACCUGAAGGAAUUACAAUCAAGCACUGGUAUUGAUCAACAUAAAUUAGUGUUCCAAAGAGCAUCAGAGUUAAUGAAGUCGAUUAUUCGAAGUACAGUUCCUGUUAUAGCGAAGGUGAAUGGUUUUGCGGCUGCGGCGGGAUGCCAGUUGGUGGCGACCUGUGAUAUGAUUGUAUGUUCAGACACUAGCAAGUUCUCUACCCCUGGCGCCAACUUCGGGAUAUUCUGCUCGACCCCAGGGAUAGCCGUUGGUAGAUGUGUGCCAAAGUCUAGGGCUAUGUAUAUGCUUUUAACGGGUUUGCCCUUAACGGCACAAGAAGCCUACGACAGUGGACUCGUCACCAAAGUGGUUCCAGCUGGUCAACUAGACGAAGAAGUCGACAAAAUAGUCGAAAGCAUCAAACACAAAAGCAGACGCGUCAUCGCACUUGGGAAAGAGUUCUAUUAUAAGCAAAUUGAUAUGAAAUUGCUUGAUGCUUACGGUUUAGGAGAACAGAUAAUGGUGGAGAAUAUAAACAUGGACGAUGGACAGGAGGGGAUUAAGAGCUUUGUUGAAAAACGUAAAGCCAGUUGGCAUCACAAGUAACGGGGAUUUUUUUAUAUCUCUAUAGUUCUAUUAUAAGCAAAUUGAUAUGAAAUUGCUUGAUGCUUACGGUUUAGGUGAACAGAUAAUGGUGGAGAAUAUAAACAUGGACGAUGGACAGGAGGGGAUUAAGAGCUUUGUGGAAAAACGUAAAGCCAGUUGGCAUCACAAGUAACGGGGAUUUUUUUAUACCUACCAUAGCAACCGGUGAUCUGUGAAAUAUGAAUGCCUAACAGUCCUAUCACAGAAGAGAAACAUCCAUUGUUUUUGUAAAGUAGGUAC